Trichoderma citrinoviride is the source of this 1779-nucleotide messenger RNA. RefSeq lists its product as hypothetical. The transcript has 4 exons. The record is from RefSeq and is a predicted model, not a curated record. Bases 13 to 1779 code for a protein of 588 amino acids. NCBI's taxonomy places the organism in Eukaryota, Fungi, Ascomycota, Sordariomycetes, Hypocreales, Hypocreaceae.
ACACAUACCAAGAUGAAGUCUUCUGUCCUUCUCAGCUGCAUCGCCUUCGCAGCUUCAGUGGCUGCUGCUCCUGUCCCUGUAUAUUUUUUCUGCCCAAGCCUUCCGUGCUCCAAGGUGAGCCUGGUGGCCUUACCCGUCUCUGAGAGGCGAUACGACGGCCCAGGCUCCCAAAAGCUGGCUCAAUUUGCUACCGUUUGCAGGGAAUGGCAGGUCUUCUUCGAGACUUAUACUUUUCGGCGUCUUGUUCUCGACUCUGACUCCCUCGGCGAGUUUGACGCAAUCAUCAGACGACGUGACGCUUGUUUGGGCAACAACCUACUAUUCACAACGUGUAUUCAUUCUCUCCUCAGGACUCUUAAGCUCUGGGAUCCGGCGAUUCAUGGCGCAAAGGGACUGACUCUGAUGCUGUCUGCAUCCUCGCCCAGCGAUACAGAGCAUCGGUUCGGUCGAUGCGAAAUGAAGGACAAUUAUCCCUUUCACUACGCCGAAGACCUUGAUCUCGCACCGGGCUUGAUUCAAUUCCACCGGGCGAACGUUGCUGAUCCGUACAUCUACGUUUUUCACGGUGACUGUGGUCCGCCAUCGCACAAUGGACACGCCCAAAGGCUUCGGGGAACUCCGCUCCGAUUAAUACAGAGGGGUGAUCGAGGCAGCUUUGUCAACAUGGAAAAGAGUCUUCCUGGCGUGCCCAUGGUCAAAGGACUGGUCAGGCGCAGACAGUUCCGCAGGGAGAUCCAGGUAGGGGCACUGUCCUGGCUACUUACCAGAAGCUUUGUGGCACUGGAGUGGUUCCGCUUCGAGAGGACUGUUUACCAGGAGCCUCAGCAGCAACUCUCCUUUGAGCAGGAGUCUGAUGAAGUUAACAACCUUCUCUCAGGCGUCCAGUCACGCUUACUGCCAUCACUGCCGAGAACCUUGCGCCAACUCUCCUUUACGCAGUGGAAGAUCCCCAUCAUUGAGCGCGGUUUUGGCCUCGAGCAAGUAGGAUCCGAAAUCCCUCCGCAUGCUCGAGCCCAGCUGCCACGGGAGAUGGCAAAGCUUUCUCAAAGACUGGAGCAGUUCUGCCCGCCAUGGCAGAUGGACACAGCUGCCUUUUUUCAUUCCAUCAUUGAACUUGGAGAUUCAUCCGCGAUGCUUCAAAGCUCCCUGAAACGCAUCAUUCUACGUUGUCCGCUCUCAAACACGGGCACAAGCGGACAAGAUUUCGGAUCCAUGGUGCUCUUUGCAGCCAAAGCGGCUCUGUCGCUUCCCCAUCUGGAAGUCAUCGAGCUUUGGGGUAUCUGCCUCGACGAACACGGAAGCCACGCUUACAUCUUCCAGUACGCCUACGAGGACAGCCGAGCCAGCAUCGUCUGGAGGAGCUCUGAAAAGCCCAUGGUGUCCCAGGCGCGGAUCAUCGCCAAGUGGGACGAGGUGGCCCAGAAGCACUCGCAUUCUGCUCUCACGUACAGCUUUGUGCCCUUUGUGGAGACAGAGGCAGAGGUUCGCCGGAGUGGUGGACUCUGCGUAAUUCGAUAUUUACGGCUAGAAUAUCUGUUGGUUGACCCAAUUACACGGAAGGCCCUGGAGCACCAUUCUCUUCAAUGGGGUCCAGAUGACAAAAGCGAUUCAUUGCAGCAAGAUGAUCCUCCGAAUCCAAGUCUCGCACACCCAAAUUCGUUGGGUGGCCCAGCACUGGAUGCUGACCUCUCGUCACUGCAGGCGGAGAUGACGGCUUUCGGGGCCAAAGUCAAGGCCUUUCUCCAGCAGAAUAAAAGGUUUCUAUGGACCGGGAUAUAG